Messenger RNA from Caenorhabditis bovis, 1869 nucleotides. The record is from the annotation of a GenBank genome assembly. NCBI's taxonomy places the organism in Eukaryota, Metazoa, Nematoda, Chromadorea, Rhabditida, Rhabditidae.
AUGUACUUGCCGCAGUGUAAUUCAAUGUACAGUUCGGUGACGCCGGCGACGUACACGGUGUACGCGCCCGAACCCAACGGCUAUGGAUACUAUCAGUAUCAGUCGAAUAUGCAGCCGAGUCCGCAAGACACCAACUAUAUGGUUGUCCAACAGCAGCAACAGCAGCAGCAGCAGCAAGGAGCGACGUCGCCUGGAUCAGUCGAUGACAAUGAUUCGAAUAGUUUGGGACAUACGACGCGAGCGUCGCCGGCUACGAUCCAAUGGCUUUUGGAUAACUAUGAGACGGCUGAUGGCACCUCACUUCCAAGAUGCACCUUGUAUGAUCACUAUAAAAGGCAUUGCGUUGAGCAUCGCCUCGAUCCGGUGAAUGCCGCCUCGUUCGGCAAACUCAUUCGAAGCGUGUUCCUCGGCCUACGAACGCGUCGGCUCGGCACACGCGGCAACUCGAAAUACCACUACUAUGGGAUACGCAUCAAGCCCGAUUCGCCGCUGAUGCACGCCACCGCGGCGGCCGCCAACGCCGCCGGCAUGUCGAACAAUCACAUCGCCUAUUGUCAAGAUGGCUAUUCGGAGACGGUCAACACGGUGGCGUCUAUCAAAUACGACGAAUGUCCGCCGAUGCACGCCGUCAAGCGAAUGAAGACCGAAUCAUCGUCGUCGUCGUCGUGUCGAGACAGCGUCUCGCCGAUAAUGAAGCACACGGCGGUGUUGGCGCGUCCGGCGCCGCCGACAUCGCAGCCGCUCGAGCCGUCGCAUCGGCAAGUCACCGACGAGGAUCGCAACUCGAUUGCCGAUUUGCCGCUCGUCUCGCUCUCGUUUCAAACGUCGGCGAGCCUUGAGGCGAACUUGCGCAAACUCAUGCUCACCACCGAGCACUUGGAGAAGUUCAUCAACUCCUACAAUUUCAUGUGCAAAGAGAUUCUGAGUUUGGUGAAGAAGCUCGAGUUCGACGGCGUUCAGGAUUGCUGGAUGAGGUUCUGGCACGGCAACGACUCCACGUUCACCAUCACCAGAGAGGAGCUUCUCGCGUUGUGCACCGUCGAGCAGGUCCAAGAUUACAUCAUCGAGGUCGACUUGAACCUCUACCAGACGAUCGUCGAUUGCCUCAUCCCAAAUGUGCUAAUGUCGCAAUUAAGCACAUCGUUGACGCAAACGUGUCGAUAUUUCGCGAAGAACAUCGACAUCAAUCUCGGGCGUUGUCUCCAGCACAGCGGGAUACCCGAGAAGCUGCAGAAGAAGAAGCUCCAGGCGGUGAGGUACAUGCAAGUGGGAAUGAAGAGGUAUACGUCGUUGAAUCAUUUGGCGCAAGCGGCGAGAUCGGUUCUUCAGAAGCAGGAUCAGGUCGUUCAGAUGUACAACGAUUUUAAGAAUGUCGACAUGCAACAGGUGCAAGAGCAGGCCGGCUGGAUAUGCGGUUGCGACAAAACGAUGGUCGAGCACAUGCACGCGGCGUUCAAGACGAACCUCGAACGAAUGACGCCGAUGACGGAAUGGGCCGAAUGGCUCGAGAGCAUCGUCGAUCAGGUGCUUGCGAAGUACCACGACAAGCCGGCGAAGGACAUCGCCGAAGUCGGCAAACAGUUCCUAUUGAAUUGGAGCUUCUACACGUCGAUGAUCAUCAAAGAUCUCACGCUUCGCUCGGCGACGUCGUUUGGCUCGUUCCAUUUGAUUCGCCUAUUAGCCGAUGAUUACAUGUUCUAUUUGAUCGAGUCGAAAAUCGCCAAGGCCGGCAAUCAGCAGGUCAUCACCGUCAUCCAUCAGCAGUGCAAAUCGGCGACCCACGAAUACAUCAUACCGACGAAUAGCAGUCAGCGGAGUUUGGAUUCGUUUAGUUUAGAUGAAGUCAAUAGUGAAGUGCCAUCGUUGUAA